Messenger RNA from Daldinia vernicosa, 1896 nucleotides. RefSeq names its product ferritin-like domain-containing protein. Bases 182 to 1582 code for a protein of 466 amino acids. NCBI's taxonomy places the organism in Eukaryota, Fungi, Ascomycota, Sordariomycetes, Xylariales, Hypoxylaceae. The transcript has a single exon. The record is from RefSeq and is a predicted model, not a curated record.
UACCGAGAGGUACUUCGACUCGUCAUGAUAACCCGAUCGUGCAGCUAUACUAUAGAAUCUUACCGCAUAUAAACCGCAUAUAAACCCCUUGACGCAUUUGGUUUUUAACGAGUGGUUAGUCGUACAGGCAUUUGUAUUCGGGCUUCUUUUCCUGGUUGCUAGAGUCAGUGUAACAAUAAUCAUGGUACACUUCAUCGGUUUAGCAAGUGCCGGCGUCCUGGCACUCGUCGUGCCAUGCUCUCUUGCAGUCCCCUUCGUCUCUGAAGCUCAAACUACCGUGCAAUCCGACGCGACCACGACAGUCCCUGUUGUUCCCGUGACGAACGUGACCUCUCACGGCCCAUACACCGGCCCACCGGCUACGACGACCGGCGCACUAUCUACAAAGAUCACAGCUUUAAGCAUCCCAAUCAGGCCGCCAGAGCCGUACAAGCUGCAAUAUCCGGCAGACGGGCAGCUUCACCAACCACAACCCGCACCAUACACGCCUAACGGUGGUCUGGGAACCAAUGGGUCCGAGCCAGUGUAUCGUGUAAUAAGCGAUUUUGACUACGAGUCCAUUGCGCUAGCCCUUUAUCAAGAGUGGAUCGAGCUCGAUCUCUUCCACUGGGGUUUAGCCAGGUUCUCCGCCGAAGAGUUCGAGGCCGCCGGAUUGAAUGCCGAAGAUCGGUAUCUCAUCCAGUUCAUGGCUGAACAAGAAGUUGGUCAUGCUACAGCUUUGACUAACUUGCUGGGAGACAACGCUCCGGUGCAGUGUACUUACAACUACCCAGUAACAAGCGUGCGAGAAUUCAUCGACUUCAACCAGAAAUUAACCCGAUGGGGGGAGUCGGGCGUAUAUGGUUUCUUGAAUCAUCUUGAUUCGCGUGAAACGGCUCAGAUACUUUUGCAGUCUAUCACCACAGAAGCACGACAGCAGCUCAUUUUCCGCCAGUUCGAUGGCCUCUUUCCUAUGCCAAUAUGGUUUGAGAUAGGCAUCCCACAAUCCUGGGCGUGGUCCCUCCUGGCUCCGUAUAUCUCGUCGUGUCCAGCUAAUCAGACUCGCCUCAUUUGGCAGAACUUCCCUUCGCUACACGUCAUCAACCAGCCAAACCCAGCUCGUAUCAACGGUUCUAACGCCUGGAACGAGACCACCGGCGGGUACGCGAACACACUCAGCACUCGAAAUAUCUCAGCAGCAGAUAGCUGCUUGCGCGGUGAUAUCGGUCAAAACUGCAGUCCGGCCAUCACGCAUAAUAGGACCACUCCAUUAUCAUAUCCCGGCCGUCAAAUUUUCCUGAGGUGGGAUAGCCCCGGAGAUCUCAUCGGGCCUAACAACAGCUACGUUACUAGCACGUCGGCAGGAUAUCCCAAGUUCGCCGCCUGGGUCUCUCAGCUCAACGUCACCUAUACCCCCUUACAGAAUAUCAGUGGCAACACUGCAUAUACCAUUCAACCCAACACCUCGACAUAUGAAGGCGACCCUGCUGUGAACGGUACUAUCUUCUUGGCUAUCACAGACGACGAUCUAUACGUCACACCAUUCAACCUCACCCAGAUCAACCCACAUGUCAACGCAUUAGCCAUCUACCAAGCGGGAUAAGCUGCAGCUCUCAGUCGAUUUCCAAAUGCAGACUGAGUAUGGAGAAUAGUCUGUUUGAAGCUAAUAGGCCAAGGGUAAGAAGAGAAACGAUGGAAAACUAAGCAGGAUCAAAACAUAGACCGUAAAGGUAUCUUGUUACGCGCACAAGAUAGACUUCAUAGCCAUAAUAAAUCAGAACCCAAGCUAGCCAAAAUUUCCAGCCGUCAUUAUUCUCUCAUCGCUAUCGACACUAUACCGUCUCUAGAGUGAGUGACAAUAUUGGAAACAUGUUCGGAUCUAUCCGUCACUUACUCCAGGAACUCUUAGCUCCUUGU